CACGGAAGUGAAGAUGGCGGCGGUUGAUGCUGGCGACGAGGGGGAGGUCGGUGGCGUCUGCCAGCAUCACGCGCAGCAGACGAUCUGCGCCUCGCGCGCCAAGUAUCGUGAAGGGCGCAGGCCACGAGCGGUGAAGAUCCGUCAUGGCAGCACCUGUUAGUGAAUAUCCACACACCUUCUGCCUGCCACAUCCCUCGCCUUGUGUCACUGCCGCAUCACCAGUCAUCCCAUUAAAGUGAAUGGGACUGUUGGUUUACACUGUCAAUUUAGAGUCUCGAUAUUUGUUAAUCCAAGGUGUUCCUGCAUUGGGAGUUAUGAAGGAGCUAAUUGAACUUUUUGCAUUAUAUGGUACUAUCGAGGAAUAUAAUCCACUGGAUGGUUAUCCAGCAGAAGAAUUUACUGAAGUGUAUUUGAUCAAGUUUUUAAAAAUACCAAGUGCGAGGGCAGCCAAAAGAAAACUGGAUGAGCGGAGUUUCUUUGGCAGUUUGCUACAUAUAUGCUAUGCUCCAGAAUUUGAGAGUGUACAAGAGACCAGAGACAAACUAAGAGACAGACGAAAAUAUAUAGCAAAAGCAACCAACUUCAGUGAGCAAUCACUGGAGACAAAACAGGAUCGUGGUAUACGUUCUUCAAAAAUCAUGCCAUUGGAUCAUGGAUCAUGGACAUCUAAAACAGCCAUUAACAAAUGGAAUCCAGCAACAUAUACACAAGACCCCUGUCAAUCUUCCUGUUGCACAUUAUUACUGAAGGAUAUUACAUCUCCUGCAGAACAGCAUUGCCAGAAUAUGUUAGUAGCACCUCAUUAUUCUCAUCACUAUGCUACAACAUCUGCAUGCUUUAGCCAAAAGAUAAGAAUGGAUAAGAAGCCACAGCAAAGAGAGCAUGACACAUUGGCCUGCUGGAACCUAGAAAAAAAGGUUCCAUGUUAUGAAGGUCUUGGAAGAUUCAUGCCUCGAACUACUCAACUUCAGGAACGAAAGAGGAGAAGAGAUGAAGACAAUAAACUUGCCCUUUUGGGAAGAGAGCCUAAUGGUGAAGAAAUUAUUUUUGGUCCAAGGCUACCAGAAAUACCUAAAAUAGAUCUGGAUGAUGAUUCACUGAACACCUCGGCAAUCUUAAUUCGCAAUAGACUAAAAAAGAUUGCUGAUCCAGUUCAAACUUCAAACUCAUCUGAAGAAUUAUUAGUGGAAAAUCAAGCAACACCAAUAAUAAAGCAGAGGCGGCGAAUAUAAGUAUGAUUGCAUGUUACAUUUAUAUUUGAUGCACAAACAGGUAGGCUCUGACUGUUUCUAGACAAAGAAGUAUGGCUUCCUUUGUUAACGUGAAACAGUUCUUGUAAAUUUAAAGUUAUUAAUCCAUUAUGUUGAAAUUUAUUGAUGGCUAUGAAUGUUAUCACCUUAUUUCUUGUGCUCCUAAUGCUAUCCUAUGAUGCAAUGCAUUGGGUCUAUCCAGCUAUAUUACAUUUCAUUCAUUAUAUUUUACUUGCAGAUCUACAAUUCAGGAGCAUCUUGGAAAGCUUGUGACUCAAAGGACAUCCUGCACUGUAAAGGAAAUAAUAAACAUUUAAAAAAAAAACAAAACUAUAACAAACUUACAUCCAUAGAACAAUGCUUACACUUUUGGCAAAUAUGGUUCAAAAUUAGGUCCAAUACCCCACUUUUAAGUGGCAAAUUUUAAGAGCCUGUUUGGUGUCACCAUUAAAAUACUGGCCUAGAAACCAAGACACUCAUGAGUUUUAAGUCUGCUUUAGGUAUGAAUGAUGGUUGGGCCAAUCAUUUCUCUAGGCCAGUCACUCUCAGCCCAACCUCCCUCACAGGGUUGAAGCUGUGGGGAAAAUACAAGGCAGGAAUAUUAGGUAUAUUUUCCCCCUUGUAUUUUAUACAAAGAGAUGUAAAGAUAAUUCCAUUAUGUCGUGAUUUAUUGAAAUUAUUUGCCAAAUUUCUGCUUUUUGAGAAAUAAAAGAUAAAAGAUUUCCCUAA
Molecule: messenger RNA, 1979 nt
Organism: Pantherophis guttatus
Lineage: Eukaryota; Metazoa; Chordata; Lepidosauria; Squamata; Colubridae
Gene: RBM48
Product: RNA binding motif protein 48
Cellular component (GO): nucleoplasm
Molecular function (GO): nucleic acid binding
Source: RefSeq, a predicted model, not a curated record